GCACAGGAUCUUAGAGCUGGGAACAUGUGAGAGGGGAAUGGGAAACUGGAUAACACUUUACAGAAAGACGCAGAAGGGGAGCUUUUCAGGAUUUUGGCAAGGACUCUGCGCAACGCCUCCUUUCAACGUUGCGGCUAAGGCGCUUUCAGCAGGACACAGGAGAACGAAGGACUAAUAAACCAAAGAUGAACACAAUAGUGUUUAAUAAGUUAAGUAGCCAGGUUUUAUUCGAGGAGAAGGCAAACGAGGUCGAGAGAAGCAGCAGAAAUUAUUUAGAAGUGAUAGAUGGACAGCAUCCGGACAUUCUCGCCAGCAGCCAAGUCAUCAAAGACAGCUCAACUAUCCGGCACAGGAGGUCCGGGUCUCGUCAGAACCAAGGAAAGGUACGGCAUAAACGGCAAGCUCUGCAGGACAUGGCCCGGCCUUUGAAACAGUGGCUCUACAAACACCGGGACAAUCCUUACCCCACAAAAACAGAGAAAAUCCUUCUCGCACUUGGCUCACAAAUGACACUUGUGCAGGUGUCUAACUGGUUUGCAAAUGCUCGACGGCGACUGAAGAACACUGUUAGGCAGCCUGAUUUGAGUUGGGCCCUUAGGAUCAAACUCUACAACAAAUAUGUCCAGGGCAAUGCGGAAAGACUGAGCGUAAGCAGCGAAGAAUCUUGCUCUGAUGAUGGUGACCCAGCAGCACGCGCCCAGGUUGGGGAGUUCAACAAGCCGAUGUACCAGAGCGUCAUCAAGAAGGAAGGUGGCGCUGUGGGGGCGGGUCUUCGAGCAGCAAGAGAUGCCUCAUUGUCUGAUGACUAUGUGUCACCACCCAAAUAUAAGAGCAGCCUCCUGCACCGUUACCUUAACGACUCCCUCCGUCACGUAAUGGUGGCCAAUGGCGUAAUGGACGCACGUAGGAGGAACCACUCAGGCUCUUUCAGCUCUAACGAGUAUGAUGAAGACUUGCUCUCACCAUCGUCUUCAGAGGCAGAAGCCAACUUUAUUUACAGGACGGAGACUGUGGAGCAUGGAUCAAAUAAAUGUGACAGCAGCAGUACGCGGAAGGAGAAGGGACAGGGGAAAGAUGAGACAUACUGGAGGGAGAUCAAUGCAGCCAUGGCCCUCACAAACCUGGCGAAGCCCAAGGACACGGCCAUUGCGGCCACCACCAGCUGCAUCAUUCAGAAGUCUUCACAUAUAGCUGAAAUCAAAACUGUUAAAGUGCCUAUCCUGCACAAAUACUAAUGCACACACCUCUUCCUCCCUUUCCCAACACACAUCAACAGAAGAUUGCUCUCUUCUACAUUUGGGAUGAAAUUACUUUGUGGUACUGAUAAAGAAUGGUUUUUCAUUGUUGUUUAUGUUUUCCUUUGUUUUUAUUGUUAUUAUGAGUACGAUAAAGUGCCCUGAAGUGUAGCACUUGUUUUGUUCAUAGGUUUGUGCAUUUAUUUUGGGUCGCACAAACAAUUUUGAUAAGUGUUGAUGAAUUGUCGGUAAUGACAGUAUAUCUGAACGAGACACUUUUGCAAUGUUAAUUUAUUUUGAUAUUAAUCCGAAAUUUGUAUUGUAUCGCACCAAAGUGCCUUCAUGUAAUCUCAAAAGAGAGUUUGGUGAGAAUGUACUGUUAAGCUCCUCUCUGUAUUAAAUAAAACAGUUUUAAUGAUAGGGAAAGGUUAGUAGUGUAUAUCGCAAGGCUCUCACCCUUGUCUCUGCUUUUGUGUCCUCGAUGUGUACGAUCACAUUCUCAGAGCUUACAGGAGUUGAUGACCUUAACAAGAAAUCAGCGGUUCUAAGUCACAAAGACACGCACACAAAUGUAAGGCCAAUUCUGCAUGUUUUGUCUUAAUAUCCCAUGUGGCUGUGACUACGACAUUGUUUUGUCUCUAAAAUUGAAAACUUCAGCUGUCGCAUGCCAACAAUAGCCAUGAGCGUAGAGAUAAGUUUACUGACCCCUUCAUUACAGUCUAAAUCUAUUUUCUCUCACACAUCUCUCAUACACACUCAUAGCUAUGCACAUUUUUCAGGCAGACAAUAAGAUGGCAAGCAAUCAUAAAGUGAGAGAAUAUGCAACAAAGUUUUUGUUUGAGACAAAGAAGACUGUGACCCAAAAGGGAUAUUUAUGAAUCAUUAUCAGUGCUAAAUAAAACGUGGUACCUUCUCACGUUUCUGCUCAGAACAAGGUACUUCAGUGGAAAACGUAAAUAACUUGGCCAGCCUUGUUUUAGCCACAUUGUCUCUCUCAGCUGGUAAGAAUUACUCUCAAAUUGCUGUUUACAAGAAGUACGAGAGAUACUUCCAUGUUAAAAAACAACCUUAGCAGUAUUACAGCAUCUCUGAUUCAGUGCAGGUUCAAACUUUUUUUUGCAAUCUCUUAUUUGUUUGACCUGUGGUUUUAUCUGUUUUCCGUUUAAGAGUUUUUGGUUUAGCCAAGAUGUGUUACUCAGUCUUGUAUUGACUGAAUGGAAAGAAUCUUCUCAAAUACACUAAAUAAACUACAUUCAAUGCAAAUGUUAAUUACAUCAGAAUUAUGGAUGUCAAGUAAAAGAUUUAGAGAAAUAAAAAGCAAUGUUUGAAGUGAGCGCAGUGUUUAGUAACUGUUGCCUAUGUUGUUUAUCUUAAAAUGUACUACUUGUAUGCCAGAAUGAACACUUUAUUUGUGCCAUUUGGUCUUGGUUUUUGUUUUUUUAGUCUUCACCUGCUUGUGGUGAAAGGCCAAAGAGACUUCUUAAAAAAAAGCACCCCGUUCUUCAUUGAAUGCCUGAAAUAAAAAAAUAAAGUAAAAGCCAUUGAGACAAAUUUAUACUGUACAUGUUCCUGUCUUCCUGGUCUGGAGAGCAGUGUAGUAUAUUUGUAGUCUAUUUACUGACAAAACUGGGAAGAAUGUAUGUUCACAUCUGAUCUGCCAUUGAAAUCUCAUUUUCUUUCCAUUUUUCCUCUGAUCCUUAAAUCAUAUGAGAUUCCGUAUCUCAUUUGGCCUUCGCAGUGAAGAGAGUUUAUCUAAUGCUCUGUUUUUUCUUCACUAUUUCUUUUAUUCCCUUCCACAAUCUUCUCAAAAGGAUGCUGACAGACAAAAAAUGCUAUUUUGUGCACACUUUAGAACAUCUUAAAAUGAUUAAGGACUGUUAAAAACAGAAACUUGUAAUAAUAGUGUUUUUUAUUGUUAAGUUAUAUUCAUUUUUUAUUUUAUUUUUAGAGACUGGAUGUUUAUCCAAUGAAGGAAUGCAUAAUAUCUCAUUUAUUCUCUAAAAUUUUAUUUUAAUGUUCGGUUUUUCGCCAGGAAUCUUGUUUACUUCCACAGAACAUUAAAUAAAAAAUAUUUGACGAUAUGAUUUUGCUUGGU
Messenger RNA from Xyrauchen texanus (razorback sucker), 3330 nucleotides. RefSeq names its product mohawk homeobox a (gene mkxa). Gene Ontology annotation, cellular component: nucleus. Gene Ontology annotation, molecular function: DNA-binding transcription factor activity, RNA polymerase II-specific; RNA polymerase II cis-regulatory region sequence-specific DNA binding. Gene Ontology annotation, biological process: cell development; regulation of transcription by RNA polymerase II; muscle organ development. The transcript has 7 exons. The record is from RefSeq and is a predicted model, not a curated record. Bases 186 to 1235 code for a protein of 349 amino acids. NCBI's taxonomy places the organism in Eukaryota, Metazoa, Chordata, Actinopteri, Cypriniformes, Catostomidae.